Messenger RNA from Oikopleura dioica, 1356 nucleotides. Lineage: Eukaryota; Metazoa; Chordata; Appendicularia; Copelata; Oikopleuridae. The record is from the annotation of a GenBank genome assembly.
AUGAAGCUCUCGAAUUUUCUGCUUCCAGCGAUCGCCUUUGCGGGCGAAAAUGAUGUUGAUUCUGAUGUCACCGCUGCUUUCAAAGAGAAGGGAUGGGAGUUGUUUUUCAAAAACAAUGAUAAGACUCAGAACUCAGUGAUCUCUCCUUAUUCGAUCAUCGGCUCUCUUUAUAUGGUUGCUGCUGGGGCUGGUGGAACCUCUCGGGAAGAGAUUCUAGCGAGCCUUGACCUGAAUCAAUACUUUACCACAGAAAGCAUUCUUGAUCCCUUCACUGCUUAUCAUCAAAUUUCGCAAGGACUUCAAGCUAACUCCACUCAUUGGGGUCGAAGAAAAUCUGAUGCUGCAUACGAGCUGAAAAUCACAAAUGGAAUGUUUUACCAAGAAGGACUUCGAGAAGGCCUGGAAGGAGAACAGCUCGAUCCUGGAACCUAUGACAUUAUUUCUAACGAUUUCGUGAAAGACCUGGCAAAUGUCCGAGAACUCGAUUUUUUCCGAAACUCGAAAUCUGCAACGAACGAAAUCAAUGAAUGGGCGGAGGAAUCGACAAACGGAAAAAUUGUGAAACUAUUUAAUGACGACUUGGAUUCUGACACAAAGGUCGUUCUUGCUUCUGCUCUUUAUCUCAAAGCUCAGUGGAUGAAUCCCUUCGAAGUAUUGACGAACAAAAAACUGAAGAAAAUGGGUCUUGAUCCGAUUGAGUGGUACAAUUAUGAAACAAAUGCCUUCGAAAAACGUUCCGAUAUUGAAUGGUUGUACCAAGAAGCAAACAUCAGAACAUGGUCGACGAGAUCAUGGUCGAAUGGCGCGAUUGUAAAUGUUUAUGAGCUUCCAAUGUCGAUGAAGAGAGGAGGUCAAGAUGCAUUCAAUCAAUUGCUGACGGUCCAAAUUUGGAUGGCUGACGAUCCAGAAGAAGAUAUUUCCGCUGAAAUCGCGAAAAACUACAAUAAAAUAAGAACAGAACAAAAUCGAAAAAAGCUCAAGUUUUUUAUGCCAAAAGUGAAGCUUUCCUUCAAAGAAGAUAUUAAAGAGAAACUCGAGGGAAUGGGAAUCACCGAAAUUUUCGAAGAAGGAAAUGCUGAUUUUUCGCCUUUGUUGGGGGAUAAAUCGCGUGCUUUUGUGUCAAAGGUUAACCACGCGGUCGAGUUUGAGAUCGAUGAGAACGGGAUUGAAGGAGCUGCGGUUACUGCUUCUGUUUUGACGAGCCGAUCAAUGAGUCAACCCUCCGUGAUCACAAUCAACCGGCCCUACUAUUUUGUCGUGACAAAUCGAUGCUGGACGAAUGGCAAUCAGAAAAAUCACUGUCCCUUUGAAAAUAUCCCCCUGUUUAUCGGUCGCGUCACUGAUCCCGCUAAAUAA